Messenger RNA from Culex pipiens pallens (northern house mosquito), 1334 nucleotides. Its product is annotated as speckle-type POZ protein-like. Bases 152 to 1213 code for a protein of 353 amino acids. Gene Ontology annotation, biological process: regulation of proteolysis; proteasome-mediated ubiquitin-dependent protein catabolic process. Gene Ontology annotation, cellular component: nucleus; cytoplasm. The transcript has a single exon. The record is from RefSeq and is a predicted model, not a curated record. Gene Ontology annotation, molecular function: ubiquitin protein ligase binding. Lineage: Eukaryota; Metazoa; Arthropoda; Insecta; Diptera; Culicidae.
UCUUCGUUUAUGCAACGGAUUUGAUAAAAAUUUGGCUGCCUGAUAAAUUUUCGAGUUUUCUUUAAUUUCUAAGUGAAGGAGGACGGUUAGUUAGUAAAAAUUCGUUGUUCAGCACGAAUUUCAAGACUUCAAUGUUUCCAGUAUAUUAACGAUGUCACUUACCAGUGAAAGGUCCAUUGUUUUCUGCAAUGCUUGGGACUUCCGAAGUUUUUCCGUCUGGCAUCAAGAAAUGCACGCGCACCACCUGAAGCGUUCCUGCUCCUUUCCGGCUGGCAGAGAUGGGAAAACCGAAUGGAGCUUGAAUCUUUACCAUACUACAAACGCGGUCCAAGGCAAAGGUUGUGAUUUGUGUUUUGAGUUGGUAAUACCACAGGAAACAUUGGAUUCACAAUGUCGUUUAUCUUUCGCGCUGCUUGUAUCAAGUACGAGAUAUGGUGAUAACGUUUUCUACGACAGAACGGUAAUACUUGAGCCGUCUUGGUUUGGGUCAUACCACUUGAAGCUAAAAUGUGCAGAACUGUUAAGCCGCAAGCACACGGACAAGUUGCACGUGAAAUGCACAGUGACCGCGACAGAUGGUAACCUGGACCAAACAAAGGAGAUACAGCAAGUAUCUUUGCGACCAUUACCGGGCAAACUCAGCGCUGAUUUGAAUGCGCUGGUUGAUGGAAACACAUUUGGUGAUGUGGCGAUUCUCGUCGGUGACCAGCGCUUCUUGGCUUACAAAGGUGUACUCUCGGUCAGAAGUUCCGUUUUCGCGGCGAUGUUCAACCAUCCGAUGCAGGAAAACAUUGAGAAUUCCGUGACCAUUAACGAUGUCGAACCGGAAGUCUUCAAAGAACUGCUGCGGUACAUCUACACCGAUGAGGUAACCUACCUGGAGACGAUGGCCUUCAAGCUGUACGCGACCGCUGACAAGUACGCCCUCUCGACGCUGAAGAGUAUUUGCCGCUGUCACAUUUUGAAGACGCUCUCUUUGGACACCGGAAUAAAAACGUUGAUGCUCGGUGAUACGCACAGCGAUCGGGACAUGAAGGAGUAUACGCUGCAGUUCCUGAGCGGAUCUGGCGUUGCCGGCAAGCUGACUUCCACGGCUGACUGGAAGAAAAUGUUCCUUACUCAUCCACAUCUCGUCAACGAGACCUUCGACGCGUUGGCCCGCAAGGUUGCUUCCACGGAAGAAAGAAUAGCGAUGAUAAGGGAACGAUUUUAAUAUGUAUCCUAAGCGCUUAAUGCAUUAUUCUCACUUAAACCAUGAUUGAUAUGACUGUUUUUUUACUUUGGAUAAAACAUUGACUACUCAUGUUCUUAUUUUUGGAUUUUUCGGAAAAAGG